AACAGAACCGCUUUGUUGUUUUAUUGUUCUCUCUGACCUUCAUUUGCCGCAUCCUGCCCUGUCACAGUCACAUCACAUCAGUUAAUUUUCAUACUGUAUUCCAGUCCCUCUCCCUCAACUGGCCAAUUUAACCUCAACUCAAUCAAACUUACUUCGUUUUCUUCCUCAGUUUCCACAUUAAGUUCUCGUACUCGUGAAACUUCAUUUGAACUAAUCAAACAAUAUACUCUUACAACUUUCACAUCCAGUGCUUUAUUGUUACUCACAGUUUAGCUACAAGACAAGACAGUGUUAUUGAGUGUGUUCAGUGAUUGUCUAACAUCAAAAUGGAAUUUGGGCAAUUUGUGGUGGAGGCGACCCCUGCGAGUCUAGAAGAAUCAGAGAGAUUGCAGAACUUAUCAGAAAGUCAAGUUGCUGAAGAUUAUCUACGAAACCCUCCGCUUCCAGUCAACCAGGAAAUCACCAUCGACAAACUAGGGAUACUCAACUUCAACUUGAUCACAAAAGAGCAUAAUGGUUUGUUGCGAUAUGGUGCGCUGAGGAUCAAGAGACCAGACCUGUUUCCGGAGGCUAAAGAUCCUGAGUUUGACUACACAGAUGAAGAACAAGUGUCACCAGUUAUUGUUAUCAGUGGUGAUAAGAAGUACAGAACUGAUCAGCUGUUGUGGUUUCCGCUGUCAGACGCCAUUGCUGGUAUCACCAUGCGACAAGGGGUUAUUAGAAAGAAACUGCUUCCCAUCAAGGUAAUGAUAGAUGAGAAGAAUCAGUGGGUAGCCCGCUUGCUGAAUCUGGCCAAAAUGGGGAAAUCUCAACUUCUUAAUUUAGUAAAUAAAUGGGUUGGUUUGAGAAAGUUUGUCUUCCAUUACCCUCUUCAAACUGGAGUACAAGUUUAUGGAUUUGUAUCUUUUAUUUCAAGUAUUCUGAUCGCAGAUGUCUUACUAAGCAAAGUCAUUGAUCAACAAAUGUGUGCAGAAUGGAGGACUGUGCAUACGCAAAUUGCACACAUGACCUCUCACUUGAAUUUCUACGGUAAUGCCCACCACAAGACUGACUUGUUGAGUUCAAUACAGAGUCAAGUUCAGAUUCAGUUGCAGUGUCUCUCUACAAAACACAACAUCCUACCACAAGCUUGUCAGGCAUUCAUAUCUGCUCUACUGCUCUGCUUUGUGAAGAGAGCAUCUGUUACACUGUGCUGGGUCGGCUGUAAGUUUGUGGUCAGUCUGAUGGAGUUCACUUUCCUCUACGAAUGGUGCAGACAAUUCUUUAUUCAAUUCUUCAGCUUUCAUUUCCCCUUUGCGUUGUUUGCAGUCAUUUUCAUAUCUGUCUAUGCAUAUGGAGUGUUAGUGGCAGUAAGUUACUAUGCUGAACUUACUGGAAAUCAAGCAUCAUACAAUUUAGACUCAAAGGAAAUGGAAACCAACGUUGACAUACCUAUUUCUCCAGAUUUGCCUAAUUUUUAGGGUUUUAGGAUACUGUUCAUGAAAUCUUCAUAGCGAGCUUAAGUUACAAAAUAGUGUUAAUGUCAACUAACUGUGAUCAUACAGACUAAGUAGUUUUAAGAUAGGAAACUGUAAAUUUAUAAUUUGGCUUUGCUUACAAACAAUUCUCUUAAAUUGACAACUGAGAAGAAUGGCAAUAAAAGCUGUCUGAAUAACUCACUUAUAAUGGUAGUUUUUCUAAGUGAUUAUAUAAAGACCUUUAAAAUAAAAACUCUCUUUUACUUUA
This is a messenger RNA of Macrosteles quadrilineatus (aster leafhopper), 1725 nucleotides long. RefSeq lists its product as uncharacterized. The transcript has 7 exons. Lineage: Eukaryota; Metazoa; Arthropoda; Insecta; Hemiptera; Cicadellidae. The coding region runs from base 327 to 1460 and encodes 377 amino acids. The record is from RefSeq and is a predicted model, not a curated record.